CACCCCUUUCUUGGCACAGAAAGAUAUGAAGGCUCUCCACUGGACAAGUUCAGCCAUAUCUUAAUCCACAACUCUUUCUGAGAAACAAAAAUGCAGUUUAACAUAAAGGCACUGAGUUUGUUUAGUAUGCAUUUAACAUGAGCAGCGUCCAACCAUCACCCAGCGUCGAGGGAAAAGGAUGAAAAGAGCAACUUAGGACAAAGUUGUGCCAGCAACCUUUGAGAAGCCAACACUUUGCCUUCUUGCUUUGGACUUUGUUUCACCAACAACAUGCAGCAGAAUCACCUUUCUCGUUGGUAUUUUGGUGGAGUCUCCUCCAGCGUGGCUGCCUGUUUAACACACCCACUGGAUUUAAUUAAGGUGCACUUACAGACGCAGCAGGAGGUGAAGGUGAGGAUAAUUGGGAUGGUUGUUAACGUGGUGAGGAGAAAAGGUUAUCUGGCGCUCUACAGUGGCCUCAGCGCGUCCCUCUUCCGGCAGAUGACAUAUUCUUUAUCACGGUUUGCCAUUUAUGAAACUGUCAGGGACGAGAUGAACAGGAAGAACAAAGGUUUCAUGCCUUUCUACCAGAAAGUCUUGAUGGGUGCCUUUGGAGGGUUUGCAGGUGGUUUCAUAGGGACACCAGCUGACUUGGUAAAUGUCCGGAUGCAGAAUGAUGUCAAGCUGCCAGUAGAGCUCAGGAGAAAUUAUGUUCAUGUGCUAGAUGGACUGUUUCGUGUUUGGAAGGAGGAGGGAAUAAGGAAACUGUUCUCUGGUGCUUCAAUGGCUUCUAGUAGAGGUGCACUGGUCUCUGUCGGACAGCUGUCCUGUUACGAGCAGUCCAAGCAGUUAGUUCUGGCUGCUGGUUACCUGACUGACAACAUCCUCACUCACUUCCUGGCCAGUGUGUUUGUGGGAGGCUGUGCCACAAUCCUGUGCCAACCACUUGAUGUUGUUAAAACAAGAUUAAUGAACUCAAAACUGGAAUAUGGGGGUGUGUUUCACUCAGCAAAACUGGGCCCAAAGGCAUUUUACAAGGGUCUUGUUCCCGCAGCUAUCCGUCUCAUCCCUCACACAGUCUUCACCUUCAUAUUCCUCGAACAACUGAGGCAGCAUUUUGGUGCAGUGGUAUUCACCUGAGAGAGUUGUAAGGAAGUCUUUGCAGUUUCACUGGUUCUCUGUGUUGGACAGCUUCAUUAUUGAUGCUAUUCUUACAAAGCCAGUUUUAGCCGGAGUCCACUAGAUACCACUAAUUACAAGAACCAAUAGUAAGUCACAUACCAAUGUACAUCUAAAAAAAAACAUUUUCCUGCAAAAAAGAAAGUCCAUCCAUAACACAAAAUGAAAGUGAGUCAUGCAUUGGGGCAUGAUUCACAGAUAAGCCACUGCAAUAAAAUGAAAUGUGAUGUGUGAUGUGUUUUUCCCCCACAGCAUUACAAACACAGAUGACUUGAAUCAACAGGUUGCUAACUUACAAAAAUGUUACAUUACUGUGAUGAAACGUACUGCU
This is a messenger RNA of Sander lucioperca (pikeperch), 1489 nucleotides long. It is a transcript of the gene slc25a10a, whose product is annotated as solute carrier family 25 member 10. Gene Ontology annotation, molecular function: oxaloacetate transmembrane transporter activity; succinate transmembrane transporter activity; thiosulfate transmembrane transporter activity. Lineage: Eukaryota; Metazoa; Chordata; Actinopteri; Perciformes; Percidae. Gene Ontology annotation, biological process: thiosulfate transport; succinate transmembrane transport; oxaloacetate transport. The record is from RefSeq and is a predicted model, not a curated record.